GUGAUGACGACUCGUAUAAAGAAGACUCCGGGCUAUAGGACACAUUUCUCAACUUGUGUAGAUUAGUUCAUAUUCUAUUAGGUAGGGAUGACUUCUUCCAUGAGAUAACCGGUCUCUGGAAAACAAGGGACAGUCACUCAGUAGGGACAUUAGAAAAAAAGAUUUACUUUCUCUUCAAAACUACAACUACAACAGACAUCUAGAAAAUGCUCCAGUCUUCUCUUAUCGCUCUUGUGUUAGUUGAAUUCAUUCAUCAAAUUGCUGCAGAUGAUUACACACAGACAUUUCCGCUGAACUCUCCUGUCACCGGAAGUUAUUACAGCCCAGCAGGUAACGCCUACUUUCAGAAUAGUUAUGGAUCUCCUUAUGGAUACGGCCGCUUCGCACCCUUCGGAUCUUCUUAUGCCAACUCGGCAUCGCCUUACGGUGACGCCUAUGCGAAUUAUGGAAAUGGCUUGAACCCAUAUGGCUAUACCUACGCUCCAUACGGCAAUUCCCCGACCUCGUACAACAACGCAUACGCACCUUACGGUAGUUUCCCAAGCUCAUUCGACAACGGCAUCUCAGACUACUUAAACCCCCUGGCUUCAGUACCUGGAGCGCUGGCCAGCACUGGUAAUGGACUCCUCGGUUACCUCAGCAAAUAUGGUUACGAUAACAAGUAUUACUCGCCCAUCGUCCUAGGUCACGACUUUGGCGCUGGGGCACAAGUGGGCUACCCAGGCAUGCCUGGAUCCUACAGGAUCAGACUAAACGGAGCCCUGGUGGCGGAAUCCACAGCUCCGGGAACCCCAGGAGCGUACUCCGCCCUCAGCAGUAUGUCUGGAAACAAGCCGAAAGGUUACAGUGGAUCCAACUUUGUCUUCAAGAAGAAAAAAUAAUGUUCACACACACACAUUCACACAUACACACACACGCGCGCAAUCGUUGCUUGUCUUGUUUACAUAAGUUAAAAACCCAAACCUCCAAUGUUAAACCGAGUGAAGUUAAACAUUUUUAUGACUAUUUUCAACUACACCGUGGCACAGUACAGUGUGUUUAGAAGCUUCUUACAAUCAGCGCUUCAGAGAUUAUAAAGUCAUACAACGAUUAUUAAGCAAAUGAGACAUUUUUUUUUUUUGAAAAGCCAUGUUUUUUUUUUUUAUAAAGGAAUGCCCUCCUCAAGGACAUCUCAAGAACAGUAUCAACUGUAUCAAAGUAAUACACUACUCAAUAAAAUAACUGCCUCAUUAUUGUAAGAAACUGUAUACGAGAUUCCACCUCUGAUUCCACCGCAUUCAUUUGCUAAUGCAAGUUCAUUUAUUGAUCUUUGUAUUAUCUCCCUUCUAUUGUCUCAUGACUAAAAAAAGUUGUCAGCAAACUAGAAACAAAGAUACUCAAUUACAUCUUUACGGAAUCUCUAAUAGAUCAAUAAAAUGCAAUCAGCAUAUUUA
Biomphalaria glabrata is the source of this 1433-nucleotide messenger RNA. RefSeq lists its product as uncharacterized. Bases 207 to 881 code for a protein of 224 amino acids. The transcript has 2 exons. NCBI's taxonomy places the organism in Eukaryota, Metazoa, Mollusca, Gastropoda, Planorbidae. The record is from RefSeq and is a predicted model, not a curated record.